Messenger RNA from Colletotrichum fioriniae, 1137 nucleotides. RefSeq names its product transcription regulator gal80 (gene GAL80). The record is from RefSeq and is a predicted model, not a curated record. NCBI's taxonomy places the organism in Eukaryota, Fungi, Ascomycota, Sordariomycetes, Glomerellales, Glomerellaceae. Gene Ontology annotation, molecular function: nucleotide binding.
AUGGCUCCCAUCAGAGUAGGCAUCAUCGGACUCUCCGCAAAGGAGGCAGUCAUGGGCCCAGGCGCCUGGGCCUCCAUCGCCAUCCUCCCCUCCUUCAAGAACUCGCCACACUACGAGAUCGUCGCCCUCUGCAACUCGUCCGCGGAAGCAGCCCGCCGCUCCAUCGAGAUGCACAAGCUCCCGAGCACGACCAAGGCCUACGGCGACGUCGAGCAGCUGGCCAGCGACCCGGACGUUGACCUCGUCGUCGUCAGCGUCGUUGUGACCAAGCACCUCGCAGUCACGCUCCCCGCGCUCGCCAACAAGAAGCAAGUCUUUGUCGAGUGGCCUCUCGGCGCCUCGGCGCAGGAGGCGGAACAGCUUGCGCAGCUGGCCAAGUUGGGCGGGCUCAAGACCAUUGUCGGUCUCCAGGGUCGCUCCGACGCCCUCACUCUCAAGUUGAGGGAGAUUGUUCAGAGUGGGGAGAUUGGUGAUAUCAAGAACGUUUCUGUUGUCGGCACCCUCCCGUACUUCCCUGAGGGCUUCUGGGUUGAGGGUGCGGAGUACUACCUCGAUAUCAAGACCGGAGGUAACGCAUUCCACAUCGGCUUUGGGCAUUUCUUGGACUCAUUCACAAACGUCGUUGGCGACUUCGAUCUCAGCAGCCUGUCUUCAGUCCUUAAGAGCGACGUUGACACCGUACCCCUAUACAAAGCCGACAGAAGCAGCGUGGUUGAUCCAGCGUACCCGAAGUCCUCCCCCGAUCACAUCUUGGUCCAAGGCGUGCUGCAAAACGGGGCACUGGCCUCGAUUGCCUGCCGAACCACCCCGGUCACGGCCGGUGAGGUUGGUGCUCGCUGGAUCAUCAGCGGCACCAAGGGCGAAAUCGAGGCCGUCUGGGAUGGAGGCCAGUGGCAGAUUCACAGCCCCAGCAAGCAGCUCAAGUACAAAUUGGUCGGAGGGGAAGAAAAAAAUGUCACUCUCGAGACCGGCAAGCUUCCUGAAGGAGUUGAGGUUUCGGCCGCGGGACUGAACACAGUCCUCAUCUUUGAUGCCUUCGCCAAUGGUGAUGCUUCGCGGUAUGCGGACUUUGAGACGGCCCUGAAGAAUCAUGUGCUUUUGGAAACGAUUUUGAAGAAGUCGGGGUACAAAUAUUGA